UCUCCAUCUCCCUCUCUCUCCUCUCUCUCCUCUCUCUCUCCACUUCCUCUCUUUCUCUCUCUCUCUCUCCUCUCCCCCUCUCUAGAUGGAGCCCAAGCGUCUGAAGAAGGACCUAGUAAAGGUGCUGAAGUCCGUGAAGCCUGAGGAUCGUGUUCUGGUCAUAGGGACGUCCAGGAGGCCCUUUGACGCAGACCUCAAGCCCUUCUGUAAAGUCUAUAGGAAGAUCAUCCUCAUCCCCAGACCUGACUAUGCCUCCAGACUGGUGCUGUGGAGGGAGCUGCUGUGUGGUGGCGGUGCUCGCCUCACCCCCAGCCUGGACCUGAGCUCCCUGGCCAAGGUGACAGACGGCUACACCCAGGGCCACAUCCUGCAGGCUGUGAGGCUGGUGCUGACCCCUCGCAGGCUGGCCCAGCAGACUACCAGACCACUGACCGCUGAAGAGUUCAUCCCUCCACUGGCCAGACAGGACCCCGUUUACAAAGAGGAGGAGGAGGCCUUUAAGAUGUGGUACGGCAAGACACCUUUGGGUAAGAAGAGGGCACGGGCGGCCAAGGCCAUCGAGGAGGAGGGAGAGUCGGGCAAGGACAAAGACAAGCGGGGCAGUGGGAAGAAGACAGGGAAAGAAGAGAAAAGCAAGAAGAAAAAUAAGUAAAUGCCAAAGACAAAAGAUAUACGUCGUCAACAUUGGGGAGGUAUACAGAUAGGGACUUUCAGGGGAUGUGAUUUACAUUCCUACUUCUUAGAUAUGAUGGACGAUACAUUUACUACCAGUCUAUGACUGGACAUGUCAUGACAACAGUAUAACGGUAACAGUCAAUCAUGUUAUGAUCAUAAUGAAAAAGGUAACUGUUUAUCUUGUAUGAGACCAGAUAUAAAAUAUGUAAAAUAAAUCAUUGUUAUCGCAGUGUAAAUAUUUAA
Molecule: messenger RNA, 918 nt
Organism: Salvelinus fontinalis (brook trout)
Lineage: Eukaryota; Metazoa; Chordata; Actinopteri; Salmoniformes; Salmonidae
Product: dynein regulatory complex protein 11-like
Exons: 3
Coding region: 86-652 (188 amino acids)
Source: RefSeq, a predicted model, not a curated record